Molecule: messenger RNA, 2293 nt
Organism: Mytilus californianus (California mussel)
Lineage: Eukaryota; Metazoa; Mollusca; Bivalvia; Mytilida; Mytilidae
Product: perlucin-like protein
Exons: 4
Coding region: 41-553 (170 amino acids)
Source: RefSeq, a predicted model, not a curated record
UUCUCAUAGAAGUUUAAUUUGUCAUCGCUAUUUGUGUACAAUGAUAGGUGAACGUCAAAUGGGUCGGUAUCUUUUGCCGAUGAUUUGUUUUGUUUAUCUUGCUAAAACAGCGAGUGGUGCCAAUGGCUGUCAAAAUGGGUGGGAAUCUUUCAAAGACAAAUGCUUUCUGUUCUCAGAAGAUCAGAAAUCUUGGGGUGAUGCAAAGAGCCAUUGUAAAUCCCUAGGAGCACAAUUAGCAGAACUGAAAGACUUUGACACAAAUGAAUUUGCAAAACAUUUUCUCAAUCUCAAGUACCUUUUUCAUGAUGAACAAACAAGACACAAUUUUUUCAUCGGUUUAUCGGACCAAGACCAUACAAAUAUUUGGAAAUGGGCCAGAAGUGGUGAAACAGUUGAUUUUACCGACUGGACCUCCGGUGAACCUUCAGGAGGAACAGAACAUUGUACUGUUUUAUGGGGAUACAUUGGUUAUUGGUGGAAUGAUGAAGAAUGUCAAAAGAAAUUCCAGUAUAUUUGUGAAGCUGAUAAGACAUUGCCUGUUGUUGGAAAAUGAUAAGAAAACUUUUGUCCGCUUUGUUUAUUUAUUGUUUAAAUAAGUUUUUUCCGUUCACAAAAUCGUGAAGAGUUAACAAAAAUAAUUAAUAAAACGUCAAUUAAAUUUCACAACCAGGACAUGGUUAACUGCAACUAAUAAUGAAAGAAAAUAAAACUAUAAAGUUCAUGCGUCCGAUUUCUGUUUCACCUUCAUAAGGAACGCACAAACAUUAAGAUUUGAAAAGCCAGACACUUAUGUUUGGAGCUAAACAACCAAAAAAAUAGAUCUUAAGGAUGUUCGCUACUCUAUUUCAAAAUAACAACCUUUUCAAAAGACUGUUUUAAAUUAAUAGUUUUUAAAUAAAGAAACUAAAAAAGCAGAAAAAAAUGAAGGGUCCGUGUGCUUGUUUUCGAGAUAUAAGCCAUUGAAAAAUUUGGCGGGAAAUAAUUCUUCCUAGGCUUUUCAUACAUUAAACAUUGGCACCCUUUUUCUUUCAAAAAUUAUGAAAAAAUAACAAGGAUUUAAUUGCAUUUUUUCAUGUUUUUUUUUAAAUAUAAUUAUGUAAUAAAAUUAUGAAAAGAAAAGUAGGGGUUAGCGGGGAAUUUUUUUUAAUGGCACUACAUGGAUAAAAUCAGAGGAUUCCGAAUAUCUGGCAAAAAUUCAAAAACAAGAGGAGCGAACAUCCUUAAUAUGAUAGUCAAAUACAUCUAUGGUCAUCUAUGAGAUUUGACCAGUUUGAAAUGAAUUUGUUUUAAUCACGAGAUCAAAAUCCUGAAGAAGAUGACACUAAUCAAGUGCAAAAUUAAUAUACUUUUGAUUUGUUUUUAAAUUGUCAACAUAUCUACAUAAAUAUACAAAAAAGACAUUUAGAAUUCUGCGCUUUCAAUUGUUGUUUAGGACAUUUUAUAAACAAAAUUGCAAAUUUUGGGUAAUCAUCUCCAAUGUUUUCCUGGGUUUAUCAUACAGCUUUCCUGACUAUCGUACCGCAGCACAAAAAAUUCACAACUUUUAUAGACCCAGGACGUUUAGAGCUUGAAAUAAUGUUUAAACAUAUGUAAAAUAUUGAAAACUGUAGGUUGCUCUCUAGAUGUCUUUUGGUUAAGUUUGCUGUCUUAUUGACGCAUACCACAUACAUGUAUGUCCUUGUAUCCUUGCUAUACAUGUUUUCACUGUGUUAAAUGGUUUCUGUCAUAUUAAAACUUGACAUCAGUUUGUUUGACAUUUUACCAUUUUAAGAAAAACAGGUAUCUUUGUGAUAUAUCGACAUCUUUUGUUGAUUUUGAAAGGCAUCGUGGUUUGAUUAAAAUAUAACAAAGCAAUGGUAUAUAAAAAAGUUUUCUUUUGUAAUAAUGUAGAUAGGUAUUAUACAUCAAUGUUAUAGGCAAAAAAAGUAUACAAAAGAAAAAGACUUCUAGAGUUUUUUUUAUUAUAAAAUACAGAAAUAAACAAAAGUUGUAAUUAAGAUUUCUCUCUCAAAACUCAUAGUCGUCCUCAAUAUGUAUGAAAUAUUUGCCACUGGACGUUUAAGGACCAAGAAUCAAUCAAUCAAAACUCAUAGCGAGGGAAACAGUUUGCAGUUUCCGAUCAAAGUCUACUUUUGUGUUUCCCACUGUGUGCAGAACUAACCAUCAAGGUGGCUUGUGCCUCCAAAUUCAAAUCGGUUAAAGAAUUUAUUGAUGCGAUGAAGGCUGUAUGUUUAUCGUGAAAAACCUUAAAUACACAAAAAAAAAAAAAAAAAAAAAAAAAACACAAAAAACA